AUGCCUGGUCUCAGCUUGAAUGACCGUGCUGCAUUGCAGAUGAGCAGCUUCCUGUUAGUCACGAGCUCCAUGCUCUCGGGUUUCACGCUUAAGAACUCGCCCUUCCGCACCUUCAGCAUCCUCAACUCCGAAAAAACAACCGUCAGCGGACUCACCCUCGACUCCAGUGCUGGUGACGGCACGGCCAAAAACAAGGACGGAUUUGACCUCAGUCGAAAUGACGGCGUCACCAUCACCGGCAACAAAAUCUACAAUCAGGACGACUGUCUCGCCAUGCAGCCCAGCACCAACACGGUAUUCAGCAACAACUACUGUAGUGGAGGCCACGGUAUUUCGAUUGGCUCGCUCGGUGGGGACUCCUUCACGUCAUCUGACACAGUAUCAGGUCUGACGGUGACCGGCAACGCAAUUGUCAACAGCAUCAACGGGAUCCGCAUCAAAACAAUUAUUGGUCUCAAAGGUCUCGUCUCCAACGCCAAAUAUACCAACAAUAAGCUGUCGAACGUCAAAAAUGCCAUCGUUAUCCACUCGGACUACAGCAAGUCCAAGGGAGGCUACACUGGCUCAGCCACUAGUGACGUGACGAUCCAGGGCGAGACUAUUUCGGGGCUGUCGGGGACGGCCACCAACCUGUUCGAUAUCGUGGCCAGCGCGAAGGUGGUGUCGGACUGGACGUUCUCGGACAUCACCGUGAGUGCGUCGUCGAAGGGAUCGUGCAGCGGCCAGCCGAGCUCCAUCACGUGCUAA
Molecule: messenger RNA, 747 nt
Organism: Phytophthora infestans T30-4
Lineage: Eukaryota; Oomycota; Peronosporomycetes; Peronosporales; Peronosporaceae
Product: polygalacturonase, putative
Exons: 1
Coding region: 1-747 (248 amino acids)
Biological process (GO): pectin catabolic process
Cellular component (GO): extracellular region
Molecular function (GO): polygalacturonase activity
Source: RefSeq, a predicted model, not a curated record